AGAGAGAGAAAGCGACUGUAAGAAGAUUUUGUUUUUGUGCAAAAUCUGUGUGUGAGUGAGUGAGUUUCUAAAUAUUUACUGAUAUCGAUAAGUGUUUGUGUGUUUUCUAUGCGCCUCUCUCUCUUUCUCUCACUCAAACUCUCAACUCUCUGUGUUUAUAUAUGAGGAUGCGUGAAGUGAGCAAAACCCCCCAAUCCCCAAUCCCCAAUCAAUUCACGUAUAUCUCUCUGUCUCUGUCUCUCUCUCUUCUGCAAGCCAUGCUUGUUGCUCAGUAGAAUAAGAUCAUCAUCAUCACCAUCCAUCAUCAUGAUAAGAUAGCCUUUCAUCUCUUUUCACUAUUAAUUUCUCUCAUCUCAGAUUCUCACCCCACCCCUUAAUUAAUUAGCUACACCCUCGCAACGCUCUCUCUCUCUCUCUCUUUGUAAAAGAGCUAUCUAUAGCUUACUAUGGCUGAGGGUUUUGAGCCCUACCAUGUUCCUCAACAAAGCAGAAGAGAAAAGCUCCGGGUCCUCGCAGGCCAAGCCCACCCGGGUUGUCUUCAACCCGACUCACCUCCUCCGCCUCAUCACCAUCUCCACCCGGGUAAUUGUGCUGCUUCUGGUUUCCUUCCUCUCCCCUACGAUCCUUCCUCCUCCUUCAUCUCCUCCUCAGAUUUGCUCACGUGCGAACCCACCCCAGCUUCCCCCGUGAAGCCAGAAGGUCAAGUGCAUCAUCAUCAUCAUCAUCAUCCCUUGAUGGGUUUUGUUUCCAAUUCCUCUUCCUCUUCCUCAGCCUCUACCUUCCGCAACCAUCUCAAUUACUUGGAUCCACAGCCCUCCUCCAUUAAUUUCCCCAUAAAUCCCACCUCCAUUCACGACAUCAACGCCAACCCUUUUCUCUACCCACCGCAAAACCUCCAAACCCUCAGAGAUUUCGACCACCAAGCCGACUAUGGCCAUGAUCAAGUCGUGGUGUUCAAGCCAGAACCAUUAUCUCUAUCCCUCUCUUCUUCUCAACCCCCCCACCACCACACCCACCAAAACAACAACAACAACAAUCUCCAGAGAUAUGGGGCUUCUGCUGUUAACUACAGUUCACUUAAUUCAGGCGUCAAUGUUGCUUCGGCCUCUAACGAGAACAUUGGGUCCAGAAGCUCGGUUCCUCUCGGACCCUUCACGGGCUACGCUUCGAUUCUGAAGGGAUCUAGAUUCUUGAAGCCCGCGCAGCAGUUGCUAGAAGAGUUCUGCGAUGUGGGCAACCGAGAAAUUUACACUGCCAAAGUACUUGCUGAUUCGUCAUCGUUUUUCGACCCUCCUAGUAUCGAGAGCUUCAGCCCAACUCAUGUCGUCGACGACGACGACGACCCGCUCAGUGUCGGAGGGGACGGAGGUGAGAGCAGGAGAAAAAAAUCCAGGCUAAUUUCCAUGCUCGACGAGGUUUACAGAAGGUACAAGCAAUACUAUCAACAGAUGCAGGCAGUGGUAACAUCAUUUGAGUAUGUUGCUGGGCUUGGAAAUGCAGCUCCCUAUGCAAACUUAGCAAUAAAGGCCAUGACUAGACACUUCAAGUGUUUGAAGAAUGCCAUCACUGACCAACUUCAGUUCAGAAAUAGGGAUGCUACUCAGUUAAGCCAUGGAAAAGAUGAAAGUCAAAUGCUUCGUAACACUAGAGGAUUCUAUAAUCAAAGAUCCAUUCACAACUCCGACUUUGUCGAGCACCAACCUGUUUGGAGACCUCAACGGGGUCUUCCUGAACGUGCCGUUACUGUUCUUAGGGCCUGGUUAUUUGAACACUUCCUGCAUCCUUACCCUACUGAUUCGGAUAAACUAAUGUUGGCUAAACAAACUGGUCUAUCACGGAGCCAGGUUUCAAAUUGGUUUAUUAAUGCAAGAGUAAGGCUCUGGAAACCGAUGGUGGAAGAAAUACACACGCUCGAAACACGGCAAGUGCAAAAAACUUCACAGAGGGGAGAUCAAAGUGCGAACAGGUCAAUUGAUGAUCAUUUACCUUCACCAAACUCCCUUGCAUCUGAGAAUCCAUCCACAACCACCCACCGGGUUCAAGACAGCUUGUCGAAACGCACAAGAAAUGAACUUCCUGAUCACAUCACUAUGGGGAGUAGUACUGAUCAAUUGAACUUAUCAUGCAAUAACUUGCCAAGCCAUAUGCAUGUGGGUCAUGUUGGUAUGAACAUGGCUGGGGGAAGUAGUAGUGGUGUUUCUCUAACACUGGGACUUCACCAAAAUAAUGGUAUUGGUUUGUCAGAACCCUUUCCUAUUAAUGCAGCUCAACGUUUUGGCAUUGGCCUCGAUGGCAACAAUGACGGCUACGCAAUGGGUGGUUUUGAAUCUCAAAAUCGACAUUUCGGAAGGGAUGUCAUGGGAGGGCAACUUUUGCACGAUUUUGUGGGAUGAACAUGUAAGGCAUAUCCGGACAUCAUUGAAUUGGAGAUUAUAUACUAACAAAAUUGCAGUUAGAUGUUCAUUUAUCAAGCCAGAAUCCAAGUUGAAAUUACAAGAGUGGUUUGAAUGGUUGGUUUACCCUAUUAUUGUGGUGUUAGCUAGAGGUAUGUUCAUUUUGUCACAUCCCACUGUAUAUUUUUCUCUUGAAAAUACUCCGGCAAUGCAAAUGUUUGGUGUUAAAUUCAUAUGUAAAUUUUUAUUUAAUUAUAUAUGAUAAGAAAAAUGUGC
This is a messenger RNA of Prunus mume (Japanese apricot), 2669 nucleotides long. It is a transcript of the gene RPL, whose product is annotated as POX (plant homeobox) family protein. Gene Ontology annotation, molecular function: DNA binding. The record is from RefSeq and is a predicted model, not a curated record. Lineage: Eukaryota; Viridiplantae; Streptophyta; Magnoliopsida; Rosales; Rosaceae. Gene Ontology annotation, biological process: regulation of DNA-templated transcription.